CCCUCUCUUCCUCUUCAACUGGGUUCCUGAUUUAUUAAAGACCUCGGCAUAUUCCAAUCUGUGAGCCAGUAAGAGCUUUUCUCUUCACAGGUCACACUGCAGCGAAUAUUCUAGUGUUCCGGUUGAACAUAUUGGGGAAAAGCCUUACUUGCUCUUUUAUUUUUUGAUAUUCCGAGUCAAUCAUGUAUAACUGUCCAGCGACGAGUCUAAAGGUAUGCUUUGCAUUGGUGACCUUUGCAAUUUGCCUGUCUGGAAGUCGUGGAUAUACCGAGAACGUGGAGAACGAUCCCAGUGAAUUCGAUAAUUUUGCUCGACUUCCUUUUGGAAUACGAUUUGUCCGGCGCAAUGCGGUAGUGGCUGCCUGUCCUCCCACGGAACCGUUCAUGUGUCCCGGAAUUGUCAAAAAAUGCAUCUCUCUCGGCUUCGUAUGUGAUGGUAGUCCUGAUUGUCCGGAUGGAUAUGAUGAAAACAAAGCCUUGUGCUCAGCAGCAAAGCGUCCACCUGUCCAAGAAACGGCGACUUUCUUUCAUAACCUCCUGAAAUCGCAUGGAUCGAACUUUCUGGAAAAGGUUUUCGGACCGGUGGCAAAAAACAACAUGGAAAAAAUGGGUGGAGUGGCUAAUGUUGCUGUUGCUUUGUCCGGAAGCCCAACCAUCAACGACUUUGGCGCUGCUACAAACAUGGGUCAGGAAAACAUUGAACGAUUUCGAAACAUUUUAACUGCCACCGAAUCCGGGAACACAGAAGAUCUCCACGGGCUGGGGAUUUCCGAUGCCGAAUUGUCCGAUAUUAAGUUCUUCUUGGACAAGCUGAUUGCCACCGGAUUUGUGGUUCAACGAUAGAUGUUUAUAGAUAGCCUUGAACUAAAAACUGUUAACUGACAUGUCAAGCCGCAAUUCUGAUACAUUCUUUAUUUUCGAAUCGCUACGAUCUGACUUUGACUUUUAAAUCUUUUGCUUUAACUUUAAUUGUGUUGUAUACCAAUAAUUUAUGGUAAGGUGGCUCCAGUGCAUUCGUAAAGGUCAAGUGGCUAUGCAGUCAAUAUAUUUUGUUACCUAAAUGCUACGGUUUAGUAA
Paramacrobiotus metropolitanus is the source of this 1076-nucleotide messenger RNA. Its product is annotated as IDLSRF-like peptide. Bases 183 to 842 code for a protein of 219 amino acids. Gene Ontology annotation, molecular function: protein binding. The record is from RefSeq and is a predicted model, not a curated record. The transcript is spliced from 4 exons. NCBI's taxonomy places the organism in Eukaryota, Metazoa, Tardigrada, Eutardigrada, Parachela, Macrobiotidae.